UAUUGAAUCUUCUCAACCCCCAUCCUCCUCCUUCAAGACAGACCACAUUCUAGUCAUUUUCGAUCGGUUUAUAAGGGUCAACUCUGCGCCCAAAGCUUCAGUGUACUAACCCACUUGUAAACAAAACCCACUUCUAAACAAAAAUGGAUGGUUAUUAUAGCAGAAGGGUAAUCAUGUUUGUGGUGUUUGCAUUUGCAGCAAUAAACAGAGGGUAUGGACAAGAAUCAACCACUCUUGUUCCUGCAAUCAUCACCUUUGGUGACUCUGUGGUAGAUGUGGGUAAUAAUGACUAUCUCCCUACCAUCUUCAAGGCUAACUAUCCUCCUUAUGGACGGGACUUUGCCAACAAAAAGCCUACUGGGAGGUUUUGCAAUGGAAAAUUAGCCACUGACAUCACUGCUGAAACUCUGGGGUUUACAACUUAUCCACCAGCUUACCUUAGCCCAGAAGCAUCAGGGAAGAACCUUCUGAUUGGAGCCAAUUUUGCUUCAGCAGGCUCUGGCUAUGAUGACAAAGCUUCCAUGGUGAAUCAUGCCAUCACAUUGACCCAGCAAUUAGAGUAUUUCAAGGAAUACCAGGCAAAGCUAGCAAAGGUAGCAGGCAGCACCAAAUCAGCAUCCAUUAUCAAGGAUGCACUGUAUGUAUUGAGUGCAGGAAGUGGUGACUUCCUCCAGAACUACUAUGUCAACCCUCUACUUAACCAUGCCUAUACUCCAGACCAGUACGGAUCAUUCCUUAUUGAUACCUUCACAAACUUCGUCAAGAACCUCUAUGGGUUGGGAGCUAGGAAAAUUGGGGUUACCUCACUUCCACCGUUAGGUUGCGUUCCAUUAGCAAGAACAUUGUUCGGUUACCACGAGAAAGGAUGCAUUUCCAGGUUCAAUACCGAUGCUCAACAAUUUAAUAAAAAGCUCAACGCCGCAGCAGCCAAUCUCCAGAAGCAGCAUCCUGGUCUUAAGAUUGUGGUUUUCGACAUAUUCAAGGCACUUUACGACAUUGUUAAAUCUCCCUCUAACUAUGGUUUUGUUGAAGCAACAAAAGGAUGUUGUGGAACAGGAACAGUAGAGACAACCGCAUUUUUGUGCAAUCCAAAGGCAGCAGGAACUUGUUCCAAUGCCAGCCAAUAUGUAUUUUGGGACAGUGUUCAUCCAUCUCAGGCUGCUAAUCUAGUCCUUGCAGAUGCAUUGAUUGUUCAGGGCAUUGCCCUCAUUUGAUUCUGUUGGGGCCUUUCUCAACUCUUCUAAGCCUGCCUGCCACUACUCUUUUACCAUUACCUUACUAAAAUUUGAUUCAUAUUGCACCCUACCCUCUUUAUAAUCAUGUAUGCCACAAAAUUCAAUGUCUUUGAAGGUACUUUUUAUUUACUUUUGUGACAUUAUUAUUAUUUAAGAGUUUGAGACAAUGUUUCUUGAGGAAA
Messenger RNA from Gossypium arboreum, 1417 nucleotides. RefSeq names its product GDSL esterase/lipase APG-like. Lineage: Eukaryota; Viridiplantae; Streptophyta; Magnoliopsida; Malvales; Malvaceae. Gene Ontology annotation, molecular function: hydrolase activity, acting on ester bonds. The transcript is spliced from 5 exons. Gene Ontology annotation, cellular component: apoplast. The coding region runs from base 144 to 1214 and encodes 356 amino acids. The record is from RefSeq and is a predicted model, not a curated record.